UAAAAGUGAGGUUAAACUCGCUUGACAGAUGCUAGAUGGUCAACUUGUCAGAUAAAUUGCAAAUAUAAUUGACGCAUAAUUUAAGACAUAAAAAAACAACUGAAAUCAAAGUAAAAAAUACCUUCAAAAGUAUACAUAAUGUAAAAACAAAACAACAAAUAAGAACGUAAAAAACAAACAAAUAUAUACUUGGGAUAUUUAAACAACGCGCCUCUUUUGUUUAUCGUAAACGUCAAAAGAUGGCCGUAUAGGUGAACUAAUGCGAGACGUACGUCAACAGUUGCAACAACAGGUAAGACAAAGGCGGAAAAUGCGAGGUAGUUGCGCGUUUCAUCUCUCAAAAGAGUUUCGUUUGUGCUGGCGAAACGGUCGCCAUUGUUGUUGUGUUCGUCAGUGGCCAUAUUUGUCGACCAUCUUUUAUAAACAAAAAAAUCAGUCAUGGCCGACCACCAAAAUAUCAUGUGCGAAGUCGAGAUUCAGCAGGACAUCCAGGAAUGCGUGGAAAUCGAGGCGAUUCCGGUGGAAAUGUCUGAAACGAUCGUGGAAUGCGGCAUGCAAGGUCUAGAGGGCCGCGACAUCAUCCUGGAGGCGCAGGAGGAGAUCAUAGACGACUCCGGCGACCCCUUAAGUCUGUACGAGGUCCCCGUCCCCGACUCUUCGGAUUUGUACGUCGAAUCUUCCCCCGGACCUUCGACUAAGCGCAAGAAAUCGGCCAAAAACCGCGGCAUACUCUCGCGAAGAGACAACGAGCUCCUGCUCAGCGACAUGCACAUGGAAACUAAGCCCAGGAAGUGGGAACAAAAGCAAGUGCAGAUCAAGACGAUGGAAGGCGAGUUCUCGGUCACGAUGUGGGCUUCCGGAGCCAGCGACGAUGAAGGAUCGAAUCCGGAACCAGACCCGGAUUACACGGAAUACAUGACGGGCAAAAAGAUACCGACGGACGGAAUACCAGGGUUGGACCUGUCGGACCCCAAGCAGUUGGCUGAGUUUGCCAGACCGGGGCUGAAAAGCCCCCGGGUUAGAAGGCCGAACCAAGAUAACACCGAUCGCACUAUUGCUUGCCCACACAAAGGAUGCAACAAAAUGUUCAGGGAUAAUUCGGCGAUGAGAAAGCAUUUGCACACGCAUGGGCCCAGAGUUCAUGUUUGCGCGGAAUGCGGCAAAGCCUUUGUGGAAUCAAGCAAGUUGAAACGCCACCAGUUGGUGCACACGGGUGAAAAGCCUUUCCAAUGCACUUUCGAGGGGUGCGGAAAACGGUUUAGUCUCGAUUUUAAUCUAAGAACCCACGUAAGAAUUCACACUGGCGACAGGCCCUACGUGUGCCCCUUCGACGGCUGCAACAAAAAGUUUGCGCAAUCGACAAACCUGAAAAGUCACAUUUUGACACACGCUAAAGCAAAAUCGAGAAACAACAUCGCCAGGCAAACUAACAAUGUUCAAAUAAUGCAACCGCACUUUUUGCAAGUGGAAGUUGGCGAUCCAGAAUAUAUCGUCUACACCGAUUAAUUUUGGUUUGUGUACGUGUAAAUAUUAGAGUAUGCAGCAACAUUACCUUGUAAAAACCAAAAAAGUGAUUUUAAAUGUUCCGCAAGUUUUGCAUUUUAUUUGUUGGAAGUAUUUUUUGUAAAUGCAACACUUCUAGAACAUUGACAGUACUAUAUAUUAUUAUUAUUAUUUUUAACUCACAAUUAGCGUAUAGUUUUUCUCUAUGUCAUGAGUAGUGGUUUAAACUAAUCGUGACGGUUGUAAUUUAAUUUGUAUUUAUUUAACUUAAGUACAAAUAUGACUGACAUACUUUUUUUUAAUACAGGAUGUCCCAAAAUUGUUACUCUUGAAAUGCAAGACAAACUUUCCUUUACUAUUUUCGUCGAAUUCGCGAAAAUUGUAAAAGAAAAACUGUCUUGUGAUUUCACCCAAAUUUUAGGACACCCUGUAUAGUGCAUAUAUAAAUUUAUCAAAAUCGGGCACGAAAUUGUGUCAGAUUUCGUUUUAUUAUGUGAUCGCAAGCAUAUUUUUGAUUAUUUUUCAAAUAUUGUUUUUAAGCCUUUUCACUCUUAGUUUAAUUUAUCAAAGUAGAUUUUAAGUUAUUGUAAUAUAUCGAUAUAUUUCCUAACUGUAAAUAAAAUUUCAAAGAGUAAUAAAUAAUUUUUCAACUAA
Messenger RNA from Brassicogethes aeneus, 2157 nucleotides. Lineage: Eukaryota; Metazoa; Arthropoda; Insecta; Coleoptera; Nitidulidae. The record is from the annotation of a GenBank genome assembly.